AGGGACAAUAUGUUAUAUUUUUUUAGAAAAGAAGAGAUGAUGCAGUAAUGCAUCACAGCAAAAAUAAUUGCCUUACAUCCUAUAAAGUUCAACCCACAGAGCCAGCUCUAUGCACGUUGAGCAUUUGAGCGAACUAAUUUUUGCCAGCAGAUAUGUCAGAAAUGGUUAAGGAGCUUCAUGUUGUGAUGCUUCCAUGGUCUGCCUUUGGCCAUUUGAUGCCCUUCUUUCAACUCUCUAUAGCCUUGGCCAAGGCCAAAGUUCAUGUAUCCUUUAUAUCGACACCCAGAAACAUCGAAAGGCUCCCCAAAAUCGCACCCGACUUGCAACCUUUCAUAAACCUAGUCCCCAUUCCAUUUCCUCCUCUGGAACCUGACUUCUUGCCGGAAGGAGCCGAGGCCAGUGUCGAUGUACCCGUACAACAGUAUGCAAACUUACAGGUCGCAGUUGAUCUUCUGCAAACACCAAUCAAGCAGUUCAUUGCAGAUAAAAUGCCGGAUUGGAUUAUAGCCGAUUUCUUUACUCACUGGGUCGUCGACAUUGCUAAAGAGUAUGAUGUUCCACUAGCCUACUUCUCAGUUUUCAGUGCUGCAACCUGUGUUUUCUUUGGCCCCCCUGAACAUCUCACUGCUGCAACCAGAAACGGUGUUCUCCCAACGAUACAAAGCUUGACAUCUCCACCAGAAUGGAUCACUUUUCCUUCUUUGCUGUCAUUGAAGGACUAUGAAGCUGUUAAACGGCUUCUCGCUUGGGAAGUAAAUAAAACUGGGAUGUGUUUUGCUUGGAGGCUUGCCAAGAUCGUAUCAGCAAGUCAAGUUUUGGCGAUUCGUACUUGCAGUGAGAUUGAAGGAGACUACUUGGAAGUGUACAAGAAAAUUACUGGAAAGCCAGUGAUUCCCACUGGUGUACUUCCUCCUGAUCAACCUGGGAAAAGGGCAGAAGGGGAAGUAAACUCCGAUGCGUCUAUGUUUGAUUGGCUUGAUAAGCAAAAACCCAGGUCAGUUGUGUUUGUGGGGUUCGGGAGUGAGUGUAGGUUAAGCAAAGAACAAGUUCAUGAGAUGGCUCAUGGGCUGGAGCUAUCGGAACAGCCAUUUAUUUGGGGACUCAGAAAACCUAAUUCAACUGAGAGUGAUGAAGUGGAUGAUUUUUUGCCUUUAGGUUUUACUGACAGAACAUCAGAGAAAGGGCUUGUUUGCUUCGGAUGGGUGCCCCAAAUGGAAAUUUUGGGGCACCCAUCAAUUGGGGGCUCUUUGUUUCAUUCUGGAUGGGGUUCGGUGAUUGAGACUCUGCAAUUUGGGCAUGGCCUUGUUGUGUUACCCUUCAUGUAUGAUCAGCCUUUGAAUGCAAGGCUUCUGGUAGAGAAGGGUCUGGCUGCCGAAGUGAAGCGAAACGAAGACGGGUCGUUUAGUAGAGGGGAAAUAGCAAAAUCACUGAGGCUAGCAAUGGUGGAAGAAGAAGGAGAGCAGCUACGAAGCAAUGCAAGGAAAGCUGCUGCAGUUAUUGGAGAUCACAAGCUGCAACAUGAUCACUACAUUAGUGCAUUCGUUAACUAUCUUAAAAAUAAUGUUGCAAAAUAAGAGGUGAUCGAUCAACCUAAACUGAUGGGUGUGAUCAUCAUGCAUGAAGUUACGUAGUAGCUCUAAUUUUAUGCUAGAUUUCGAACGUCCUUCCAUUAUUCUAGCUUUUUGUCUCUCUCUCUGUUUUUUUUUUUUCUUUUUCUUUGUUGGUGAAUUGUCAAGUACUAUGUUUAUGAGCUUGUGAAGGAAAUGGAAGGAGUGAAGCUUUGGUUCCGGUAGAGUAUUGUUUAUGAUUUUGGUUAGUUAAUUCUUCUUGGAAGAGAAUUUGAUUCCUUGUUCUCAAUCGCUGUAUUGUACUCGUAGAAAUGUCAUUCUCACUAUC
Molecule: messenger RNA, 1896 nt
Organism: Fragaria vesca subsp. vesca
Lineage: Eukaryota; Viridiplantae; Streptophyta; Magnoliopsida; Rosales; Rosaceae
Product: putative UDP-rhamnose:rhamnosyltransferase 1-like
Exons: 1
Coding region: 153-1574 (473 amino acids)
Molecular function (GO): UDP-glycosyltransferase activity
Source: RefSeq, a predicted model, not a curated record